AUGUCCCCAUACCGCAUCAUCCUGCUCGCUUCAGUCGCACUGGUCGCUAGACCAACAACUGUUGUCGUGUCUGCUACGUCGGGCGAGAGCAGCAAAUUGCCUCGUAGCCUCGUGCUUGACAUUUCAGACUUCUCUAAGAAGCGUCGCAUGCGCGCUGACGACGGAGAGAACGUCGCCUCCACGAAGGAAGAGAGGGCAGAAGGUGGUUUUCAGAGCUUAGGAAAAAAAGUCAUGAAUAGUCUGUCUUUCAUGCCUUCGACUUGGCAUAACGAGGAAGAACCGGCUAGGCUCAAAGUGCUUGUGGGGCUCGAUGAUCCGAACGCACCCAAGCUCGGUAACAAGCAACUGGGCGAUCUCAUUGAAGCCUCGUACAAAAAGUAUCAGAAUGAAGAUUUCGUGGACACCACCAAGCUCUUGGCGAUUCUGGAGCUUAUACCGGUUGAUAGACUAGCGGAGAUGAUGCAGAAACAUCCGCGUCUCAAGGAGUUGAUGGCCAAGGUCUGGGUUAGCGAAGGCAAGACAGUUGAAGGCAUCAAGAAACGUUUGGGGAUCAACGACCAAGACCCCAAAGCUUUAGAACAUCCGAAUCUCGACCUGUUCAUUGCGUUCAAGCGCGUGCUGAAUGCUCAGAAUUUUCGGACAACGCCGUCAAUGAGAAUCGGGGACGGAAAUCUGAAGAAAGUGAAUGCGUUGAUUCGGCUCGACACUCCAGACGUGGAUAUUGCUGACAACGUGAACCUGGCCCUUUGGAUUGACGCCUCGUUCAAGAUGUCUAAGCACAGUGAUUUUCUGGACUCCGCUUUUAUCCCGGAGACUCUGGAUCGUAUACCAAUUAAAAGACUGGCCGAGCUGACGAUGAAGUAUCCGCAUUUCAAGGAGUUGAUGGCUAAGUGCUGGUUUACAAAAGGCAAGACUGUCACCGACAUCAAGAAACUGUUGGGGAUUGACGAACGAGACCCCAAACUCGAGGACCAUCUGAAUCUCGACCUUUUCCGCACAUUCGAGCAAGUGCUGAAUCGUCAGAAACCUCUGGGAAAUAUAAAUGCGUUUGUUUGGGUCGACGGUCCAGGCGGGAAUAUUGUUGAAAACCCGGAGCUGCACCGUUGGAUUGAGUUGUCGUACAACUUUCUUCGGCACAAUGAUGUCUCGAACGCCGCUACAUAUGCGGAGACUCUGGAUACCAUACCGAUUGGCAGACUGGCGGAGCUGACGGUGAAGUAUCCGCAUCUCAAGGAGUUGAUGGCCAAGGUCUGGGUAAAACAAGGCAAGACAGUCAAAGGCAUCAAGAAUCUGUUGGUGAUCAACGAACAAGACCCCAAAGUUUUAGAUCAUCCGAAUCUCGACCUUUUCAUUACGUUCAAGCGCGUGCUCAAGGAAAACAACAGAGGUACACAUGCGACAAGAAGUUAG
Molecule: messenger RNA, 1410 nt
Organism: Peronospora matthiolae
Lineage: Eukaryota; Oomycota; Peronosporomycetes; Peronosporales; Peronosporaceae
Source: the annotation of a GenBank genome assembly